Erythranthe guttata (spotted monkey flower) is the source of this 6160-nucleotide messenger RNA. Its product is annotated as Urb2/Npa2 family protein. Lineage: Eukaryota; Viridiplantae; Streptophyta; Magnoliopsida; Lamiales; Phrymaceae. Gene Ontology annotation, biological process: ribosome biogenesis. The record is from RefSeq and is a predicted model, not a curated record. Gene Ontology annotation, cellular component: nucleolus.
GGCCGCCAUCUUCACCGUUACGCCGCCGCCGACGCGCACAAUAAUAGCGGUUAAAUACAAGUAGCAAUAGUACGAGGUUAGUCCUGCACCAAUUUUCCGGCGAAAUACAAGCUCCGUCCGGCAAUAACAAUCAAUUUCACCGGUACUAAGAUUAGAACUUGGAACGUUGUUAUGGAGGCUAGUAUUCCACCGAAGCGGCGGCGAAAGGUCGGUUAUGCCGAACCAUGCUCCGAACCAGUGCCAAUUAAGAAGAAAAGGAAGGAGAGAAGCACCGAUAGUGUUGAACAAGUGCGGAAAGACAAAAAGGUUACUCGUGUACACCAAUCGGAUAGAGAGAGCGAAAUCAAAGAGAGUUCGUCGUGGAAUAGUUUGCAGUUGAUUUUGUCGCUACAAGAUAAAAACAUCGACCUUAUAAAGAAGGUCGAUGUGGCGUUUGAUUAUGUGAAAUCAAACAGUAUUGAGGAGAUGGAUGAUACUCGUCAGACCUUGCAGGUAAUAAGUACGUCAAGGACAAUAGUUUUCCUCAAUGAUUGGGUUCAGUCAGUUCUCAUAUCUUCCGAAAAGAAGACGAAACUUGAAGAAAAGAAACCUGAGUUUGGAGCUUCUGGUUCAGUUUUGGAUCUUAAGUGCUGGAAGAUUUUUCAUUUCUGCUUGGAGAAGUCGAAAACCUUUCAUCUUCAAUUGAUAUGUUAUAAGGACUUGUUACGGGUGAUUCAUUCCAUUACAAUGGACGCAUCAUCUAAUCUAAAUAACAUGUCCUUAUGUUGUGAGGGAACAUCAGUCGAGCGACUGCAACUUUAUGAAGUUGCCCUUGAUUGUAUCUCAUUGGUCUUCUCAUCCCAUGGUGGAGUUGCAAAUCAGAAUAUGGACUUGUGGAUUUUGCUCAUGGAUAAAGUGCUUGAACUCGUAUUGGAAGUUGUUAAAAUGCAGCUCGAGAGCAGCAAGCUAGGCUAUUUCGUCUUGCAGUUAUCGUGCUGUUUGUUUGAGCCAUUUGCCAAGUUUUUGAGGCUUCAUCCAACACGUAAAAACAAUUUCCAUAAUUUCAUUGAUAAGCUUCUUGUGCCACUUCUGCACUCGUCACAUGUGCUACAUUCUAGUUCUUGGGGCAGUAGCAUCGAAUGGACGAAUUUACCUAAACUGAUUGAAGAAGUUUUAGCUCAGGGGCUGUUCCACCCAACUCACAUUGACGGAUUUCUCAACCUACAGAGUAGUAAUAGAUAUAGAAAUUCUUCUGAAGUGACAGCAACAGUGAAGGAGGAAAAAAUUGCGAUUAAAAGUUAUCAUAGACACCUAUUCGAUAAGGUGGAGAAGAUGAUAGCUGAGAAGAAUGGAUCGCCAUUAAUUGGUCUAGCGGAGCUGCUUCACUUGUUUGUUAGUUCCGUUACGAAGCACAAGGGAGUUUUAGUCGACGGAGGAGAUUCUAAGCAAUCAGAAGUGUCGUCAAAAAAGAUUUCUGUAAGUCAUAGCAUGGAAGCAGAACUGCGGAAAUCUAUCCUUGAUUAUUUUGUACAGAUUCUAGAAUAUCUAUUAGAAUAUCUCAAUAAAUAUCUUCAAUCAGAUGGUGAAGCAGUGUCGUUGUUUAAUGUUUCCAGCACAAUAAGAUCCAUUAAUAACUUACUCGCCAGCUUCAUUAACGAUAAGCUAUAUCUAAGAACAGAGGAUACGUCUGAAGGGGCUGCCAUGAAUUUUCUGAAGUUAAUCUAUGACACGCUCAUGUCAAUCUCUUCUAAAAUUUCCCAUAAAAAAGCAUCUUCUUGUGGAUCAGAUGAAAAAUCACAGAACUCACUCUAUAUUUCAGUUAGAAAGGAUCUUAUUGUUACAGUACAUCACUUGUUGGACAUUGAGUAUGAGGUUGUGGGGGAUGAUUUAGAGAGCUUAUGGGCCAUGGUUUUCUCCUCUACGGCAUGCUGCUAUAGCUCAAUGGAUGUGGAGGGUCAACCAUUACUGUUCUCAGAGAUACUUCGCCUAGGGUGCAAGCUGAUUGAUCUUUAUAGUGAACUUCGGCAGGUGGAUUCUUCUAUAUCUUCACUUUGUAGAGCACUGAGGCAUUCGUCGUCACUCGUCGGAGACAGUGAAGCAUAUACUCAAUUUGCCUCCUAUUCAAAUGCAUUGAGCAUGUUAUUAUGCUCUUCAAAAUUUAGGCUCUCUCUCGGCAAUGCUAUUAAGGCAAUACCAGAAGGGCAAGCAUCUGGAUGCAUUAAGCAAUUAAGUUCAGAUAUUAUGGAAUCUCUAGACUGGAUAAAAUGUGGGCAUCAGCUGAAAACUGAAAAAUCAAAUAAAUGCGACUCACUGCAGUUUCGUUUGCGAGCAGAACUCUUGGGGAAGGUGUUGUCUGAAGUAUAUAUUAUCAUUCUGGAUUCAAUAACAGUCACUUCUGGUAAUAGUUAUCUUCUUGGUGUUUCCUUGACGAAUUUGCUAGAAAUUAUACGCCCUGGUUUAAGUAACCUGGUUUCAUCACAAGAAAUCUGUGUUUUGGUUGAUGGAGUAAGUUUGAGUAAGAGUACUGGAUGUGACAAUGUGUCUAUAUGCUGGAUCUUGGUGGUCUUUUUUCGUUUAAUAUUGUCCUACAGGAGCUUAUUUAGGCAAACAAUCAGACUUGUGGCUCCUCGUGAAUCAGAAAAGAUGUCUCUAGUAAUGAGUGAUUCAUUAACCAUUCGUCCUGCAAGUGAUUGGUUGGAGAUGGCUGGUUCUUUUGGAAAAGACCUCUUGUCCUCGAUUAUUCAACCUCCGGCAACUGUUCUUGAUGUUAUACAUUCUGUUUUAGAUAUUUGUACUCAAGAUUCUGUUGUACUUUGCCCACCAUUGGUGUGGGUAUUAAAUGCUGUGGCUCUUCAGAGACUUGUUGAGUUAAACUUAUUGAUACGGUCUUCUGAGUACAAGCUUCAGUGGAAAGAUGCUGAUGAUUCUUCAUGUAGAAAAUGGGAAAAGCGUGUUACGAGAAUGAGAAACGAAGCUGUUGGUCUUACAAAAUUCAUGAUGGAGUCCCUUUCGUCAAUUUACAAGGACCAGAUAUUUGCUCCGUCAUUUGGUGGUGGAAUAGACAAGAGUUUUUCUGUAGGGUCCUUGGAGGAGAAGUCGUUGGCAUAUGCAUUAUGGUGGACCAAUUGCCAACAUGUUGAUAUUUGGUGCUCACAUGCUGCCAAAAAGGACUUGAAGAAAUUUUUGACUCUUGUUAUUCAGGCUUCCAUUUCGUAUAUAAAUGAGGAUAAUUGCCACUCUACAACGAACAAGCCCAUUUAUCUGGAGAAAGUAACUGCCUAUCAGAUUGCGUUGGAGUUUUUGAGCAACACCAUAUCAUAUGAACAAAGAUUUGUUUGCAGAUAUAUGGCAUCAAGCUUCUGCAAGAUUUUGCAGAUGUCAGUGUCAUCUAUAUUUGCUACUUCUGGAGUUGAUUUGAGUGAGUCGCCUGAUUGGAUCAAGGUUUUAUCUGAAGUUGAAAAACCAUCUGAUGUGCAAAUUGGUGGUUUUCCGUGGAGGAAACCAGAUAUGGUGCCUGCUGAGAAUGGCAACGAGCAAAUUAAUGUCGAGUUUGCAAAAUGUCAACGUUUGCUCACUCUUCUAGUGCAAAUGCCAGAAGAAUAUUUGAGUUUGGAAUCAUCAUCACUGUAUAUCACCUAUAUUCUCAACCUUGAAAGGCUUUUAGUUAGCAGCUUAUUAGAAUGGCGCCGUGAAUCAUGCUCUCACAAUCCGUAUCAGAUCUUUCGAUUAUUGGUGACCUGUCGGAAGGUUCUUCCUACUUUAGCUUUAGCGUCUGGAAAAGUAAAUGUGAGUGGGAGUUUAAAAUGCUCACUGCCUCUGCCAUGGCUUCUAAAAUCACUGUCAGCUGUAAUCGGAGUUCAAAAUACAUUUCCAGAAGAUAAUGCUUUUGAAGCUAAAGUUGCUAUAUUUUCAAUGUUGCAUUACACAUCUUACGCGUGGCUGUUAGCAAGUAAAGAUCAAUUUCAUCAUGAAAUUGGCUCUAUUCUCUCUGAUAGGAAGCUUCGUCGAAAAAGAAAAAACCUAAAACCUGGAACCGUAGAGCCUGACAUAUCCGAAUGCAAUCUUCAAAGUGUCUUACAAUUAACUGACACAUUAGACGAAAACAUGCACAAGUCUCUCACCACUUUCAAGGACGAGUUUCUUCACAAGGGAUGUCAAGAUUUGAAUAAAUUAUCGUCCACAAUUGCUUGUUUCCAGGGACUAUUGUGGGGCCUGGCCUCUACAUUGGACAAUAAGAGUUUCAGAAUGAAGUUGAGCAACAAUACCAAAAUGAUGACCAGAAUUAAUUCCUCUGUACAUUCAUGCAUGAAUUUUAUAAGUUUUCUUAUAAAAGCAUCGUUUCUUGAGGAUCAGCCGUCAGGGAAAAUGGUAUCGUCUGGUACGAAGGAUGUUCUUAUGAAACGCAAUCUUGAGGAGCAAUCCUGCCCUGCAAUUUCAGACCUUGAAGCUUUCCUAUCUCAGGUUCAACAUCAGAAACUUUGUUUGAAAAAAUCCCUGUUAAUGCAAAUUUUCAGAGGCGAGAAUGCCGAGGCAAGUUUCUUUCUCGGUCAGCUGUUUAUGGCUUGUUCAGUUGUUGUCAGGUUGAACAUGCAGAUUGACCUGACUUCUAUACCGUGGAGCUUAUUUGCAAUCGUGGUAGAUAUUGCUCAAUUUCUGCUUUUGGAAUUUUCAAGAAGUGAGGAAAUGCCGCAUCAAUUUGCUUUCUUUUGGUUAGAUGGUGCUGUAAAAUUUCUGGAAGAGCUAGGUAGUUACUUUCCACGUUUUGAUCCUUCAUUGUCCCGAGACUUUUAUUCCAAGAUGACUGGCUUACACUUGAAGGUCAUCGGAAAAUGCAUCUCUUUGCAAAAAAAGGAAGCAAAGUUAGAUAAUCAGGGAAAGUCUUGUAUUUCUUUGGAAACAAAUCGAUUAGACGAGUUCAAGGAAAGAUUGAGGAUUUCGUUUAGAAAGUACAUGGAGAAGAAGUCAUCUGAGUUGCACUUACUAUCUGUUAUUGUGGCUGUUGAGAGAGCUUUAGUUGGUGAACAGAAAGGCGUGAUGGCAAAUUACGAAAUAGUUUGUGGAAGUUCAAAUGGAGGAGAGGUCUCCUCUUUUGUUGCUGGUGGUAUUGAUUGCUUGGACUCAAUUCUUGAACUUUUAUUAACCGGGUCUAAACAUUUAGAAGGUACAAUCAAAGAACACAUACAGAGCCUAGUCGCUUGUCUCUUCAAUGUCAUCCUGCAUUUGCAGGGUCCCACUAUCUUCUACGAUUACGUUGAAUCAAUCAAGGCUUACGAGAGACCUAAUUCUGGUUCAGUUGUUCUCAUGUGUGUUGAAAUUCUUACAAAAAUUUCUCGGAACCCCUUUUUCUUCAAGAAAGGUGCUUGCCACAUGAUGCAGUGCCUACGUGUACCUGGUGCACUCUUUCAGUACUUACUCCAGCUACAAAUAGUUAACAUUUCAUCUGAUAUCGGAACAAGCAAAUGUGCCUUUGAUCGAAAGUUUUCAGUAGAGCUAUAUGCUAUAUCUUGCCGUAUGUUAUGUACUGCUAUUAAAAAUCACGGAAGUGAGACUCGCGAUUGCAUAGCUCUUCUAGAAGAUUCAGUGAGUGUUCUUCUUCAUUGCUUAGAGACUGUAAAUGUCCACCACGUUGAUGGAAGAGAGUCUUUUUCAUGGGAAGUACAAGAGGCAGUAAAAUGUGCCAGUUGUCUACGAAGAGUGUAUGAAGAGGUACGGCAGCAGAAAGAUUUAUUUAAGGAACAUUCUUUCAAGUUCUUGUCUCGCUACAUAUGGGUUUACUGUGGAUUUGGUCCAGCUGGAAAUGGCCUUAUAAGGGAAGUAGAUGAAGCUUUGAAGCCUGGUGUGUACGCUCUGUUGGACAUGUGCUCAGCUGAUAAUGAGCUUCAAAAUCUGCAUACUGUAUUCGGAGAGGGUCCGUGCAGAAGUACUCUGGCAGCUCUGCGGAAUGAUUACGAGAAUAAUUUCCAAUAUACCGGGAAAGUCUGAUUUCACUCUCUUUGGUACCUGUGCCAAGUUUUGUUCUUCCAACGUGUAACAAGUCGACAAUUUAUUAUAAGGUAAUAUAUAUGUUGUGAUAAAAGCGGCAAUACGGAAGUCCCAUGAAUGGGUUUGAGGUCUAAUUUUUGAAAAUUUUGUUUCAGUUAUCUUUUAAUUUAAUAUAAUUUUUUGGCCUUAUUUUUUCAGA